GACGGGGCCUGGAACGGUGGAUACUGGAGAAAAGGGCACAUAAAUUGAUGGUGAACGGUUUCAAGAAAUUGCCUUUCAGAUUUCUCUAAGAUCCACAAGCCCAGGACUUUGAUCAGUUCUACCCAUCUCUACUGUGAUCAGUUCUACCCAUCUCUACUGUUAACGAUCCCCACUUUAUACCUGAGUUCAAAUGGCCCCAAUCUUCUGCUGCUUGGACAUUCAGCCUUACCGCCCGAGCCAUCUCCUCCAUGAAACGAAAUUUAAGAGUUUUAUGGCAUGGGCAACUCUUGCAGCUGAUGUCACUCUGGGGGACAGCAAAUUUGAUCUUCUGGAUCUCAAACCGCCGUUCGCAGUCCAACUCGUCCGCCAAGUCAACUACGGCGCCCUGGAGAGCAAGCGAUACUUUGUUCCCGUGAAUGAACGGGAUGAUGAGUUCAUCGAGAUCGCUGAGAGCGACUUGAUCGAGGCAAACUUUCAGAAACUAAACUCGUACAAGAACUUCAAGUGUGACGAGCACAACAAGUUCUUCGAGGUCAAUAUAUACCAGAAAGACCCCAUUAAUAAACAUCACUGGCGUACCAACCUGGCUCGUCCAGCAAGUUCCAUCGACCUCUGAAUGGACACAUGCCCUGAUAGGUAGCCAAUUGGGUGCGAAAGGGGACAUCUGUGUGAAAAUGGCUUGGGGGAGGCGAUCGGGUGGGCGAUGUUGAAGCCUCCCACGCUUGUAGAAGCAAAGCCCAAGUAAUUUGGUCCCUGUUUUGAGUUGUAGUCUUCC
This is a messenger RNA of Lasiosphaeria miniovina, 775 nucleotides long. RefSeq lists its product as uncharacterized. Lineage: Eukaryota; Fungi; Ascomycota; Sordariomycetes; Sordariales; Lasiosphaeriaceae. The coding region runs from base 191 to 616 and encodes 141 amino acids. The record is from RefSeq and is a predicted model, not a curated record. The transcript is spliced from 2 exons.